UUUUUUUUUUUUUUGGUUUGAUUGUGGUGCUGGGGAUUGAAGCUGAGCACCUGUUCUGCAGCUGAGCUACACUCCUGUCCAGGCCCAGGCUUCUUGAGGUGCAUCCUAGCUGUAACGUGUGUGUACCUCGUUCUUGUUCAAGGCAGAAUAAUAUUUCACUGUGUGGAUUGCAUGGAGAGACAUCUGUCAUCUAUCCAUUCAUCUGUUUCUUAAGGUUUUUUUUUUUUUUUUAAGAUGGGGUCUUGCUUUGCUGCCCAAGCGGGUCCUGCAUUCCUUUACUCAAGCCAUCCUCCUGCCUCAUCCUCCUGCGUCACUGGGAAUGCAGUGCCGUCUAUUUAAAACCAAGCUCAGGUCCCUGCCCUGGGGACUGAGGAGCUGGGACACAUCCUACAAUGGAGUACUACUCAGCCCAGAAGAGGAAGGGGCCAGACUAUGACCCCGCAGCUGAGCAUGCUUGAGAUCUCAAGUUCCGUCCCCAGCACCAAAACAAGUUCAUGAACCACCGUGUUCCCGCCCACAAGCGGUACCAGCCCACGGAGUACGAGCACGCCGCCAACUGUGCCACCCACGCUUUCUGGAUCAUCCCCAGCAUCCUUGGCAGCUCCAACCUCUACUUCCUGUCCGAUGACGACUGGGAGACCAUUUCCGCCUGGAUCUAUGGCCUGGGCCUCUGUGGCCUCUUCGUGGUGUCCACUGUGUUCCACACUGUCUCCUGGAAGAAGAGCCACCUCAGGAUGGUGGAGCACUGCUUGCACAUGGUGGACCGCAUGGUCAUCUACUUCUUCAUCGCAGCCUCCUACGCGCCCUGGCUAAACCUUCGGGAGCUGGGCCCCUGGGCCUCCCACAUGCGCUGGCUGGUUUGGAUCAUGGCCUCUGUUGGCACCGUCUAUGUCUUCUUCUUCCAUGAGCGGCUCCAGCCUCGCCCCAUCCUGUGGCUGACAUCGCCGUCAGCCCUCAUCCCUGAAGACCUGCUCACCAUGUUUUAUGGGACUCACUUUGUCAUGUCUCCGCCCACCAAGAGCAAGCUGAAGCGACAGGGCCAGCUGCUGUCCAGCAUGCUGUCCCGGACGCUGAGCCACAAGUACCGGGACCUGGACUCUACCCCAUGCAGCCUGGGUGCCAGAGAUGACCCUGCGGAGCUGUCCACCCAGCUUUCAGCCCCAGGGGUCCUGAAGGUGUUUGGAGACAGCGUGUGCACGGGUACCCACUAUAAGAGUGUCCUGGCCACUGGCAUGUCCAGCGCCCAGGAGCUGGUGAAGGAAGCCCUAGAGCGCUAUGCCCUGGACCCCGCGUGUGCCGGCCAGUAUGUGCUGUGUGAUGUGGUGGGCCAGGCCGGGGACCCUGGGCAGCGGUGGCAAGCCCAGUGCUUCCGGGUGUUUGGGGACAACGAGAAGCCCCUCUUGAUCCAGGAAUUAUGGAAACCCCGAGAAGGUUUGUCCAGGAGGUUUGAGCUGAGAAAGAGGUCAGACGUUGAGGAGCUGGCUGCCAAAGAUGUGGAUACACUUACAGCAGGGAUAAAUGCCCAGGCCCGGAGGCUGCAGCGGAUCCGCGCCAAGGGAACUCCAGGCCUGGCCCCAGGUGCUGCCUGCAGCUCCCCUCCACCCCUAUUGCGUCGCACGGUCAGCGAGACCAGCCUGAGCCCAGGCACCAUCCUGCCUGAAGCUGCUCAAGACCCUGAAGAGCCGCCACGGGAUACCAUGCGCUGCUCCCUGUUCCAGGCCCCACACCUGCUGCUCCUGCAGGGCUACAGCCAGCAACAUGACAGCCUGGUAUAUGUGCUUAACCGGGAACGACACACAGUGGGCCAGCGCACGCCCUCCAGCAAGCCGAGCAUCAGCCUGGUAGCCCCUGACAUCCUCCCCUUGCACUGCACCAUCCGCCGGCGCCUGGCCCCAGAUGGCAGCCCUGGCACAGCCAGGCUGGUGCUGGAGCCCAUUGCCGGGGCACCUGUGGCUGUCAACUUCUCCACAGUGAGCCGGGGUGCUGUGGUGCUGCGACACGGUGACCUGCUCUCCCUAGGCCUCUACUACCUGCUGCUCUUUAAGGACCCUGCACAGGCCCAACUGCUGCCGGCUGCGGCCCUGGCCCACCUGCGCCCACCACAGAGCUGCAGGACAUGUGGUGCUGCGCUCCGAGCCCGUGAUGCUGCCUCCUGCUCACUGGCUCCUGUACCCCGGCGGCGGCGGCUGCUCCUGGAGUUUGAGCCUGUUGUGGAGGACACGCUGCUACAGAGGAUCAUGACCCUGAUUGAGCCAGGGGGCGACGAUUACAAGCUGACACCCGCCUUCCUCCUGUGCCUCUGUAUCCAGCACUCAGCCACGCACUUUGAGCCUGGCACCUUUGGGCGGCUGCUGCUCAAGGUUGCCAGGAGAAUCCGUGACACAGUCUGGGAGAAAACCAAAGAACUAGCGGAGAAGCAGGCACAACUCCAAGAACCCAUCUCCUGGGCCAGCUUCACCAUGGCUGACCUAGUUCCAGACCUGCAGCAUAUCCUUUUCUGGAUGUCUAAUUCCAUUGAGCUCCUGUACUUCAUCCAGCAGAAAUGCCCACUCUACAUGCAGAGCAUGGAAGAGGAGCUGGAUGUCACAGGCUCCAAGGAGUCGUUGUUCUCCUGCACACUGACAGCCAGUGAAGAGGCCAUGGCAGUGCUAGAGGAGGUGGUACUCUACGCCUUCCAGCAGUGCGUGUACUACCUCUCCAAGUGCCUAUACGUCUGCCUCCCUGCCCUCCUGGAGUGCCCCCCAUUCCAGACAGAGCACCGGGAGAGCUGGCGUGGGGGCCCUGUGUUACCCGAGGAGCUGCACCGAGUUGUGGCCGUGUACCAGGCUGCCCUGGAUCUCCUGCGACAGCUUCGAGUCCACCCUGAGGUGGCCUCCCAGAUGCUCGCCUACCUCUUCUUCUUUUCGGGCACACUGCUGCUCAACCAGCUGCUGGACAGGGGCCCCACCCUGAGUUGCUUCCACUGGCCCAGAGGUGUCCAGGCCUGUGCCCGCCUGCAGCAGCUCCUGGAGUGGGCGAGGAGCGCCGGCCUGGGGGCGGCCGGGGAGCGCUUCUUCCGGAAGCUGUCCUGCACCCUGCACCUGCUGGCCACCCCCAGCGCCCAGCUUGUACAGAUGAGCUGGGCCACUCUGCGGGCCACAUUCCCUGCCCUGAGCCCCGCACAGCUGCACCGGCUGCUGACCCAGUACCAGCUGGCCUCGGCCAUGGGCCCUAUGAGCGCCUGGGAGCCUGGAGCCCAGGACUGUCCCGAUGCCUUCCAGUCAGAACAUGUCCUGGAGUCCUAUGAAAAGCCCCCACCCAUUGUCCUGCCCAGCGAGGGCUUCCAGGUGGACCUGGAGGGCGACUGCCCCCAUGACAGCGUCUAUCAGCACCUGCUCUACAUCCGCCACUUCCUGUGGGGCCUUCAUAGCCCAGCCAGUCCUGGCCUUGGAACCACACAGCCAGCCAGCCUUGAGGGCCUGUACCACACCAUCCCCGAGGGGCACCCAGAGGGCCAGGGCUGCCCCCUGGCUACCAGGGACCCCAGCGGAGGAGCCCUCGAAGCUGCCCCUGCACAUUCCAUUCCUGGUGCUGGGGCUCCUGGGGCACAGGAGCCCCCAGGGGGACGGCAGCCCAGCCGAGGAGGCCACAGGGGCUCCCAGGCAGGGCUCCUGCAUACUGACUCCUCCUGCCUGCUCACGCCUCCAGGCACCCCACUGGGCCUAGAGCCUGGGGGCCCCAGCUGGCCUGAGCCUGGUGGCGCCUGUGGAAAGAUGCUCCCUGAAGGGCAGAGGAAUGGGCUGGACCCCCUGGGUGCAAUUCUAGAAGGAGACACAGUGGCCCCCGUGGACGAGUCUCCUGUGGACCCCUCAAGUGGCAGCUCCAGCACUGAGGACUUCUGCUACAUCUUCUCUGUGGAGCUGGAGCGAGGCCCCUUGGGGCUGGGCAUGGGCCUCAUCGAUGGCAUGCACACGCCCCUGGGCUCCCCUGGGCUCUACAUCCAGACCCUGGUUCCGGGAAGCCCUGCAGCAACCGAUGGGCGGCUGUCUCUGGGAGAUCGAAUCCUGGAGGUGAACAGCAUCAGCCUGAUAGGUGUCAACUACAUGAGAGCCGUGGAUCUGAUCCGACACGGGGGCAAGAAGAUGCGAUUUUUGGUUGCCAAGUCUGAUGUGGAAACAGCCAAGAAAAUCCGCUACCACACGCCCCUUCCCUAGGCGGGGCUGCAGAAUACAUCCCUACCCCAGCACCUUGGUCUGCUAGGUGCCCCGGUUCCUUCAAACUAUGAUCCAGUGAGUUCCUGUUUGGUGGCCUCAGCAGGACCCGCCUGUUCAUAAUGUACAUCUAAGUGUAUAUUUUAUUUAUAUGACAGAUGACACUAAGUAGUAAUGUUUCCUACAGAGUUUUUAUGUCUAAAGACUUUAACAGAGAAGUAUAGAUUCAAUAAACUAUCUUUCCUGUUGUCCUGAGGGCAGUGGUG
Molecule: messenger RNA, 4456 nt
Organism: Fukomys damarensis (Damara mole-rat)
Lineage: Eukaryota; Metazoa; Chordata; Mammalia; Rodentia; Bathyergidae
Product: monocyte to macrophage differentiation factor 2
Exons: 20
Coding region: 495-4193 (1232 amino acids)
Biological process (GO): substrate adhesion-dependent cell spreading; neural crest cell migration; signal transduction
Cellular component (GO): membrane; microtubule
Molecular function (GO): GTPase binding; pore-forming activity
Source: RefSeq, a predicted model, not a curated record